This is a messenger RNA of Panthera uncia (snow leopard), 881 nucleotides long. It is a transcript of the gene WFDC8, whose product is annotated as WAP four-disulfide core domain 8. The record is from RefSeq and is a predicted model, not a curated record. Gene Ontology annotation, cellular component: extracellular region. NCBI's taxonomy places the organism in Eukaryota, Metazoa, Chordata, Mammalia, Carnivora, Felidae. The transcript has 6 exons. Bases 1 to 822 code for a protein of 273 amino acids. Gene Ontology annotation, molecular function: serine-type endopeptidase inhibitor activity.
AUGGUUCAGGAGAUCUGGAAAGGACUCCUGGCAAGUGUGGACCAUCUGCAUGGUUCUCAGCACACCCUCUGUAUCUCUGUCUGGCUUGUGCCUAAUCCCCCGCCUCUUGUCACCCCACACAGGCACCUUCCUGUCCACAGUUCCACCUUCUCCCCAAGGAAUGUAGUGCUCCUGCUGCUUCUCUCUCUCUCUUUGGAGGAGACAUCUUCAUCGCCAAUGAAAAGAGUCAAAGAGAAACCAGGAGUGUGCCCCCAUGAGAGGAUCACCUGUGAAACUAAAGUUCCAGAUUGGUGCCAAACUGAUGGGCACUGCGCGGAACAGAUGAAGUGCUGCUCAUUUGCCUGUGGGAAGAAGUGCAUGGAUCCACUCCAAGAACCCUGCAUGCUACCCUCAGAGCAAGGAAACUGUAACAGUAAUAUCAUGCACUGGUAUUUUGACAAUAAACAUCACCUCUGCAAACCCUUUACCUAUGGAGGCUGCUAUGGGAAUGCUAACAACUUCAUCAGCAAGGAACACUGCAUAAUGGCUUGCACAUUAAUUGUCAAGAAAGGACAUUGCCCACUCUUCCCUUUCAAGAACCGUAUGGAAUGUUCAUCUCUGUGUAAGAGUGACAUCGAUUGCCCCCAAAGGGACAAAUGUUGUGAAUCCAUGUGUGGCUUUGUUUGUGCCAUGGCCUGGACAGCCAAAUCAGGUUUCUGCCCACACAAGCCUGUGGUGUGUUCCAUAUUUGAUAGACCCAAGUGCCUUCAGGAUAAUGAUUGCCCAGUGUCACAGAAGUGCUGUUCACAUUGUGGACUGAAGUGCCUGGAACCUCAAAAAUGAAUAGUAAGUGGAAACCUUGCCAAGCUGUCUUAAGAAGUAUAACAAUAUUUUAUUCCAUU